This is a messenger RNA of Linum tenue, 243 nucleotides long. NCBI's taxonomy places the organism in Eukaryota, Viridiplantae, Streptophyta, Magnoliopsida, Malpighiales, Linaceae. The record is from the annotation of a GenBank genome assembly.
AUGAAGGCUAGGUGUAAGUACUGUCGUAAAUCCCUUGGUGGGGAAACAAGUAAUGGAACUUCACACCUAAGAAGCCAUAUCAAAACAUGUAUCCAAAAGAGGAUACAUGAUGGUUCUCAAAAAAUACUUGGCCCUAACUAUCAACCUGCUGGAAAUCCUCAACUCUCUGCUUCUCAAUACAAUUAUGAGGUUUCUAGGAAGGAACUUUGUUCAAUGAUUCUGGUCCAUGAGUACCCCCCUUAG